AAAAGAAUUUCAAUAUAAAAAAUCUACAGACUCUAUAGAGUUAGGCCGCCGGCUGCACCGCGUUAAUAUAAUUGUUCGUGGAAAACCUAAGCCCGGUCGCUCGAGGGACUUGAGGAGUCAAAAAAGGGAAAGAUGAAGAAAGGAAUUCACCCUCAGAUGCAAUGGAUAUCAUAUGUGACUCAAAGCGGCCGACUGAUGAAUGUGAUGAUGACCAAGAUUCACCAAGUCGGUAAAGUGUAUCACUUCCGGGCAAAGCGGCAGAUGGCUGAAAGCAUUGGACAGAUUGCCAAGACUACGACAAUGUUCACUGAGUUGGUUUCCGGUCUCCUUAUGUUAAACUUAGCACUUUUGUGGGUCUUCCUUAGCGUUUCCCUAUUUAGUCUCUGUAUCCGGAGGAAGGUCACCACUGGUAUGUUUUUAAUUUAGUGGAAUAUCUAUAUAUUUUUUAAACAAUAAAGGGUAUUUAUAAUUAUGAUAAAGUUUAGGAGAGUCCCAUGUAAUUUAUCCUAAAUUUAAAUACAUCAAGAAAGUAAAGUUAUCUCAUUUUCGAAUGAAAAAAGA
Molecule: messenger RNA, 561 nt
Organism: Sesamum indicum (sesame)
Lineage: Eukaryota; Viridiplantae; Streptophyta; Magnoliopsida; Lamiales; Pedaliaceae
Source: RefSeq, a predicted model, not a curated record